GUGCCCCCGUGCACCACCCAGAAGGCCAUGGCGCACCAGUGGAGCACCACGAAGAUGCCAAAGUAGAUGUGGAAGAGGGAGGCGAAGAGGGCGAGCGCAAGGACGCGAGACGAGAUGGUGAAGAGGCGCCAGAAGAGGUGCAGCAGCGCCCCGCGGUAGCUCAUGCUGCGCUGGUCGUCACGGGAGUCCCGCAGGAGCUUGUGGUAGGAGGCCAGAACCCAGGCGAGAGACAGGAGGGAGGCCAGGGAGGAGAUGCCUACGGGAAAAAAGAGAACGGAGGCGGAUGAUUAAGAUGCUUCAAUCAAUCUGAACAAAGUGGAGUCAUGACUUCAUGAAAAACACAAAGAUAUUUUGAGUCAGUGUGGGUGUCAUCAUCCUUAAAUAAGAGGCAGUGUGUGUGUGACGCAGGAGAAACAUUUCUAAUGUCCCAGCUCCUGAGUGCAUCCACCCCCAGUACGAGUCACAUAUUUGCAUUACAUCAGAUACUGUCCCAAACUAGUGGUAGGGAUGAUUAACACCAGUGGGUGGGAGGCCGCCUCGGGUGAUACACUCCCUUGAUGCAUGAGGAGAGGAGGCCGAUGGACUUGACAGCGAGCACAUCCCCUGAAGUCUUGCUUUGACCACCUGAACAAUAACCACUGUGUGAUAAUCAGCACCAACUGCAGCCACAAAUUACUGUGUGUGCAAAUUGCUAAUUACUGUUUGUGCAGCCGUUUGUUUUGUGCGGUCUACAUGGGAAACAACGGCGUUGUGUUCUGUAACCCGUGGCGGGAGGCAGUCGCUCAUGCGGUGCCCGGCCUGCCGCGCUCCACCUACACUGCAGCGUCUCGGCCCGGUUCUCCUGGAUCAUGAUGCAGAGCUGCAGCACCAGCUGCGGCGCCGACUCCAGGAACGUCUCCAGCAGCCGCAGCAUGUUGACGUCGGCGUACUCGAACAUCAUUGCCCAGUACCAGCGUCGCUGGUGCUCCUUCUGCCGCCGCGACAUGAGGCCCAGAUACAGCGUCCUGAUGUACCUGCGAGAGGUCAAAGGGUGUCCAAGACGUCCCGCGUCCCAGCCACGUCUUCCAGGCCCUCCCGAGGCCAGAUGGGAUACGAAGUGGAGGUCUGGGUCUACCUCUAUAGGUCUCCUCCCAGUCGGACGUGCCCGGUGCACCUCCAGUGGAAGGCGCCCAGUAGGCAUCCGGACAAGACGAACCACCUCAGCUGGUUCCUCUCGACUCGGAGGAGCCGCCGCUCCGCUCCAUGACAGUGCUGCCUCCUGGCUUUGACUUAUCCCACGGCCCUACGCACCGCUCUGGUGUCAGCCUGACUCAGAGGGGUUAACACCAAACUGCACCCGCAGAUGUCUGAUGUCAUUAAUAAUCAGCAAAAGGCAGUGGACGAACACAAAGGGACAAAAAAAAGGACAUUUUCACGCACGACGGCGGGAUCUGACUGGACUUGUAGUCGCUCCACUAUGCGUGAAUGGGAAUCCCCAGACUACGAGCCGAGGCUCCCCGUGUCAGAGAAGUCCAAUCCGCUGACGCGUGACAUCGACAGAGCUUCGGCCGGUUGCAUCGUGCGGAUGUUACAGGCCUGUGACGCCCAGAUGUUUCAAGAAGAGACGGGAGCGACCUACCAGAGGCUUCUGAGUGACCGAGUGGUGCAGACUGUGAUGGAGGUCGCAAGGAGGGUGGAGGUCGUUCUGAAGGAGCCUCAGGGCGGCCUCGUCGUACUGAGUGGAUGUGGGACUUCCGGCCGACUGGCUUUUCUCACAGCGUCGGGCUUCAACAGAGAGCUGAGGACGCGGGACCACAGCUCGCUCUUCUCCUACAUCGUUGCAGGAGGAGACAGAGCCCUACUUUCUUCCCAGGAGGCUCCUGAAGACGACGCCAACUUGGGAAUUCUCAGUUUGAAGAAGGCGUGUGAGGGAAAGACGCGCGUCUUGUUCAUCGGCAUUUCCUGUGGAUUAUCUGCUCCAUUUGUGGCAGGUCAACUAGAUUUCUGCCUGCAGCACCCAGAGGUUUACACUCCUGUACUGCUCGGCUUCAACCCCCCACAUCAAGCCAGCGACGAGCCCAUUCCAGGCUGCACGUUCACAUUUCACAGUGUGGUCCAAAGGAUGCAGGAGCUUGUCAGAAGGGAAGAGGCCUUCCUCAUCACCCCGGCCGUUGGGCCAGAAGCCGUCAGCGGCUCGUCCAGGAUGAAGGGCGGCAGCGCCACCAAGAUUCUUCUGGAUGUGAUCUUGUCUGCUGCUCAUGCUGCCACCUUCACCAACACGCCCAUCACGUACAAGGGAGUCGUGCAGCACAUGAGAGCGUACGAGAAAACUCUGGAGGUCACGUACGCUCAGAGUGAGGGCAUCGCUGCUCUGGUGGAGGCAGCUGGACAGAGUUUGUGUCGUGGCAGGCGGGUGUGUUACCUGGGCUGGGGCUCCCUGGCGGUGCUGGGCCUCAUCGAUGCCAGCGAGUGUGAGCCCACAUUUGGAGCAGACUACGAAGAUGUCCGUGGCUUCACGAGAGGAGGAUACAGUGAGCUGAAUAACAAUGAAGGGCCCUUGACUUCGCUGGGAUCUCAGUUUUGCAUCGCACACCAGGAUUUUCUGCGUUUCGUUCUGCCGACUCUCAGCGACCAGGACACUGUUCUUCUCAUCUACACGCAAGACGAUGUGAGUGACGUGGUGACGUUGGCUCGGACGGUGAGGGGGAAGACGUCCAACCUCCACGCUGUUCAUCAUCACACUGACGAACACGCUGCAGCUGCUGCACAACAAGAGGACAUCAAUAAACUGUGUUUAUCUACAGUGAGAGUCACUUGGUCGACAGCUACUUCAGAGAGCUUAGUGCACAUGCAGCGGGAGCUGUCCACCAAGCUGCUGCUGAACGCUGUGAGCACUGGAGCUCACAUCUUAAAGGGGAAGAUUUACCAGAACCACAUGAUCGACGUGCAGGUCACCAACAGCAAACUCUAUCGCAGAGCCACACGUUUGCUCCAGAAACUGUCUGCUCAUCCUGAGCACAGAUGUGAAGAAGCUCUUCUGAAGGCGAUCCACCGCGUGGACGAGCUGACGGCGGACAUCUCGUCCUCUGACGUCACCACACACGCCCACGCUGCCAGAGACAGGAGCACGGUGGUCCCUCUUGCUUUGCUAUGCCUGUUGACUGGUUGCUCUCUCACGGAGGCGGAGUCUCACUUGGAGCAGGAGCCAAUCAUAAGGGAAGCCGUGGAAGCGUGGCUCUCAUAACCGCCGCGUGACGUCACCAUCCCUUCACACGUACAGUACAUUCAUUUGAAUGUAUAGAAUAAAGCCUCUAUUUUUAUUUUGCACUCAGAGGUCAGAGGUGUUAGAUUCACAGAUUUCCAACGGCAGCGACAGUUUGACUUCUGGCACCUGGAGGCUUCAACUGCAAAACCAUGUCUGAACACCGGGUGGCAGACUUGGACACAUGCAAACCUCCAUAAUGCAGUCACCUGCAAUGUACUGAUAGUUUGUGUGUGGAAAUUAAAAGUUUCAUUUGAGAAUAUAGUACAUGUAGUAAAAUCAGGAAAUUACAGUAAUAAAUAUUAAUUUUUAUGCAUCUUUUUCAUCAAUUUUCAUCAAUAGAUUUGGUAAUAAACACAAUACAUACUAUAGCAUUAUGUGACUUAGGAUAAAAUGUUUAAAAUUCAUACCUGAGUGAUGUUUGACGGGCACUGUCACCCUGUGUU
Molecule: messenger RNA, 3687 nt
Organism: Scophthalmus maximus (turbot)
Lineage: Eukaryota; Metazoa; Chordata; Actinopteri; Pleuronectiformes; Scophthalmidae
Gene: gckr
Product: glucokinase (hexokinase 4) regulator
Exons: 21
Coding region: 1343-3223 (626 amino acids)
Biological process (GO): response to fructose; negative regulation of glucokinase activity; carbohydrate derivative metabolic process
Cellular component (GO): nucleoplasm; cytosol; mitochondrion
Molecular function (GO): enzyme binding; enzyme inhibitor activity; carbohydrate binding
Source: RefSeq, a predicted model, not a curated record